This is a messenger RNA of Leptopilina boulardi, 1470 nucleotides long. Its product is annotated as methylglutaconyl-CoA hydratase, mitochondrial. Gene Ontology annotation, cellular component: mitochondrion. Bases 268 to 1167 code for a protein of 299 amino acids. Gene Ontology annotation, molecular function: enoyl-CoA hydratase activity. Gene Ontology annotation, biological process: fatty acid beta-oxidation. The record is from RefSeq and is a predicted model, not a curated record. The transcript has 3 exons. NCBI's taxonomy places the organism in Eukaryota, Metazoa, Arthropoda, Insecta, Hymenoptera, Figitidae.
AUAAGUGUCAAAAUGGUAACUAAAAUCGAAAGACGAUAAGUUAGAAGUCUAUAAAAACAAACCACCUUUGUUACAAAUACAAGAAACGUAUUAAUUAUAAUUAAUUAUGAUGUAAAGUGUUAAUGUAAUUCUAUCAUUAUAUUUAUGCAGUGACGAUCUUUCUUUAUCAAACUUAACUCAGCAGUUUUGUAGUGCUUUUUUCAAGAAGUGGAUUCAACUUUUUCAAAGCUUUCGUUAAUUAAUAUAUAUCAGGAAAAAGAAAAAAAAAUGUCUCUAGCAAGUAAAAUUAAAGUGCAAUCAAUUUUCAAUAAUUUAACAAUGAUUCGAGCUUUCUCAGCAAAACCAAUGCUCAAUACGAAAGACGACAGUAAAGAAGUGAUAAUAAAAUAUCUUGAUGGCAAGGAUAAUGGAAUUGCAGUCAUAGGAUUAAAUCGUCCAGAAGCUCGGAAUGCAUUUGGAAAAAAUCUCGUGUCACAAUUAAGUGAAGCAAUUUCGACAAUUCGUCAAGACAAUAAAGUACGAGUUCUCAUUGUUCGUAGUUUGGUACCAAAAAUAUUCUGUGCUGGCGCAGAUUUAAAGGAAAGAUUGAAAAUGGAUAAUUCCGAAGUAAAUCCAUUUGUUUCUUCAUUAAGAAAUCUCAUGAAUAAUGUUGAAUCCCUACCGGCGCCUGUUAUAUCGGCAAUUGAUGGCUCUGCACUUGGAGGAGGUUUGGAACUUGCUCUAGCUACUGAUAUAAGAACAGCAGCGUCUGAAGCAAAAAUGGGUCUAGUCGAAACCAAAUUGGCAAUUAUUCCUGGAGCAGGUGGAACUCAGAGACUGCCAAGAGUUGUGGGACCUGCAAAAGCCAAAGAACUUAUAUUUGCAGCUCGUGUUCUUGAUGGUGAAGAAGCACACAAAAUUGGACUUGUUAAUCAAGUUGUUCCACAAAAUAAGGAUGGUGAUGCUGCUUAUCAAGCUGCACUGUCAAUCGCAAGAGAAAUUUUACCAAAUGGUCCUAUUGGAGUAAAAUUAGCGAAAGUUGCAAUCAGUAAAGGAGUGGAAGUACCAAUUGAGGAUGGAUUUGAAAUUGAAAAACAAUGUGUUUCUCAGCUUUUGGAAACGCAGGAUCGAGUCGAAGGUCUUGCAGCUUUUACUGCAAAACGAAUUCCAAUUUACAGAGGUUUGUAAUUGAAAAAAAUUCGUUACCUUAUUUGGAACUGACUUUUUUUGUAAGUAAAAUUGACAAAAAUGCGUUUUUUAAAACAAAACUAAUUUUACGAAAAGAGCAUAUAAUUUAUAAGAAUCAAAGUUCCAAGAUACUUGUGUACCAUUAUCGGGAGGUGGUAAUUGUAAUAUUUUGUAAAAAAAAAAAAUUAUUAUUUUCUACGCUGUAAUAUGUAAUUUUAUCAAAGAAUAUCAUUGUUAAUUAGUAAAAAGUUUAAAUCUUUAUUGUUAAUACUAUUUUAAAAAUGUAAUUUUUAUGACCUUUCA